Beta vulgaris subsp. vulgaris (sugar beet) is the source of this 3457-nucleotide messenger RNA. RefSeq names its product retinoblastoma-related protein. The coding region runs from base 172 to 3249 and encodes 1025 amino acids. Lineage: Eukaryota; Viridiplantae; Streptophyta; Magnoliopsida; Caryophyllales; Amaranthaceae. Gene Ontology annotation, cellular component: nucleus; chromatin; transcription regulator complex. Gene Ontology annotation, biological process: cell differentiation; regulation of transcription by RNA polymerase II; negative regulation of G1/S transition of mitotic cell cycle. Gene Ontology annotation, molecular function: RNA polymerase II transcription regulatory region sequence-specific DNA binding. The record is from RefSeq and is a predicted model, not a curated record. The transcript is spliced from 19 exons.
CAUUAUCCUUUUCCCGCGCUGCGACAUAGGGAGAUUCCAAAACAAGUCGUUUAUUGAAGAGAUAGAGACUGAGGAGAGAGAAAGUGAAACACAAAAAAAUAAGAGAUCCCAAAACGCCGUUUAGAGGGUUUCUUCAACUCCAUUUCUAAGAAGGGUUUAGGUAGGAAUUUCAUGAGUCCAUCUGCUGUAAAAAUGGAGGAAUCAAAGCCUGCAAAUUCGAACUGUGAGAACGGUUGUGAAAUCGAAGCUCGAUUCACCGAACUCUGCAAGAAUCAGUUUUCCUUGGAUGACAUGGCUUUUUCGGAAGCCUUGAAACUCUUCACAGAAAGCAAAAGUAUUUUGUUGAAUAAUGUGUCUCCCAUAGGAAGCACAACGCCGGAGGAACUAGAGAGAUAUCUGUUUGCCUUUGUUCUCUACACCAGUAAGAGACUGGGUGAGAGAAGUACAGGUGAUGCCAGUACAGGUGAUGCCAGUGAAGGCGCUGAUCAUAGUGGAGUUACUUUGUGCCAGAUACUAAAAGCCGUGAAUUUGAACCUUGUGGAUUUCUUCAAAGAGCUUCCUCAGUUUGUUGUUAAGGUUGGCCCGAUUUUAAGCAACAUGUAUGGUGCAGAUUGGGAGAAGAGACUAGAAGCGAAGGAGUUGCAGGCAAAUUUUGUGCAUUUGAGCCUUUUAAGCAAGUACUACAAGCGAGCAUACCAAGAAUUUUUCAAAACAACAGCUGAUAAAGAGCCUGCUGAUGCAAACACUUCUUCCUCUGGUUGUGUUUCAGACUAUUACAGAUUUGGAUGGCUGCUGUUUCUGGCCCUUCGUGUCCAUGCAUUCAGCAGGUUUAAGGAUCUAGUAACCUGCACUAAUGGACUAGUCUCUGUAUUGGCUAUCUUGAUCGUUCACAUCCCUGUUCGUUUGAGGAACUUCAAUGUCCUUGACUCACCAUUAUUCGAAAAAAAAUCUGAUAGAGGUGUGAACCUGGUUGCAUCACUUUGCCAGAAAUAUGAUACAUCUGAAGAUGAGGUGAAGAAAAUGACGGAGAAAGCUAAUGAUUUAAUUUUAGAUAUUUUGAAGAAAAUGCCAUGUGCAGCAUCAAAAUGCAAAACUGAAAAUCUUGACCACUUUGACUCAGAUGAUUUGACAUACUUUGAAGAUCUGUUGGAAGACUCAUCACUUCCAACUUGUAUCAGCAUGUUAGAGAAAGACUAUGAUGCUGCAAUCUGGAACAAGGGUGAUAUAGAUGAAAGAGUCUUUAUUAAUGAGAAUGACAGCUUACUAGGCUCAGGGAGUCUUUCUGGUGGUGCUGUGAACAUAAGUGGUUCUAAGAGAAAAUUUGAUGCGUUGGCCUCUCCAACAAGAACAGUUACAAGUCCACUCUCGCCAGCUCGAUCACCUGCACGACUCGUUAAUGGGGCUCGCGGUGGUGUCAACAUAAGAAUAACAUCGACACCUGUAAGCACUGCAAUGACAACCGCCAAGUGGCUUCGUACUUUUAUUUCUCCGCUUCCAUCCAAACCGUCACCGCAGCUGGAGAAGUACUUUACAUCUUGUGAUAGGAAUAUAAGUAACGAGGUUGUUCGUAGGGCUCAUAUAAUUAUGGAGGCCAUUUUUCCCAAUAGUGCUCUUGGGGAGAGAUGUGUUGCUGGUAAUCUUCCAAAUUCCAACUUGACGGACAACAUAUGGGCACAACAAAGACGAUUGGAAGCUUUGAAGCUAUACUACAGGGUGUUGGAGGCUAUGUGCACAGCAGAGGCUCAGAUGCUGAAUGCUAAUAAUUUGACUUCUUUGCUAACAAAUGAAAGGUUCCACAGAUGCAUGCUUGCAUGUUCUGCAGAAUUGGUUUUGGCCACGCAUAAGACAGUGACAAUGUUGUUUCCAGCAGUAUUAGAGAAAACUGGGAUUACAGCUUUUGAUCUUAGCAAGGUUAUUGAAAGCUUCAUUAGACAUGAGGAUUCUCUUCCGAGAGAGCUUAGAAGGCAUUUGAACUCCUUGGAAGAAAGACUGUUGGAGAGCAUGGUUUGGGAAAAGGGUUCCUCAAUGUACAAUUCCUUGAUAAUUGCAAGACCAGCUCUGGCUGCAGAAAUUAAUCGUUUUGGAUUGCUGGCAGAGCCAAUGCCAUCCUUAGAUGCAAUUGCUGUACACAUUAACAUGUCUUCUGGAGGCUUACCACCUCUUCCAUCAUCACAUAAGCAUGAAAUGAUAGCAGGGCAAAAUGGAGAUAUUAGGUCUCCAAAGAGAGCUUGCACGGAGUAUCGCAGUGUGCUUGUAGAGCGAAACUCUUUUACAUCACCUGUGAAGGAUCGAUUGAUAAACAACCUCAAGCAGAAAUUAACUCCUCCUGCUUUGCAAUCUGCAUUUGCUAGCCCAACAAGGCUGAGUCCUGGGGGUGGAGGAGAAACAUGUGCAGAGACUGGGAUCAAUAUUUUUUUCAGCAAGAUUGUGAAGCUAGCUGCUGUCAGAAUCAAUGGUAUGAUUGAAAGGCUUGAAAAGCAAUCCCAGAAUCAGCAGUUGAGGGAGAGUGUGUAUUGCCUUUUCCAAAAAAUUCUGAAUCAGCGGACAUCACUUUUUUUUAGUCGCCACAUUGACCAGUUAAUCCUCUGUUCUUUCUACGGAGUUGCAAAGAUAUCUCAGUACCACCUUACGUUCAAAGAGAUUAUCUUGAACUACCGCAAGCAACCUCAAUGUAAACCACAAGUUUUUCGUAGUGUAUUUGUUGACUGGUCGUCCACACGCAGAAAUGGGAGACAGGGGCAGGAUCAUGUCGACAUUAUAACUUUUUACAACGAAGUAUUUAUUCCUUCUGUAAAGCCUCUUCUUGUUGAGCUGGGCCCUCAAGGAGUGUCCACGAGAACUGACCUGGUCCCCGAAAGUAAUAAUGACAAAGAUGGUCAAUGCCCUGGAUCACCGAAAUUAUCUACAUUCCCAAGUCUUCCUGACAUGUCCCCUAAGAAAGUUGCCAAAAACGUGUACGUCUCCCCAUUGCGGUCAUCCAAGAUGGACGCACUAAUUUCAAACAGCUCAAAGAGUUACUAUGCUUGUGUGGGGGAAAGCACUCAUGCUUAUCAAAGCCCUUCAAAAGAUUUGACAGCAAUUAAUGACCGUUUGAAUAGUACUCGCAGGGUUAGAGGAGCACUGAAUUUUGAUGCGGAUGUUGGCCUCGUAAGCGACUCUCUUGUGGCUAAUAGCCUUUACCUUCAGAAUGGAAGUUGUGCCACUACGUCAACGGUGGCUCCCUUGAAAAUGGAACAGCCUGAUUCUUAGUUCAGCGAUUGUAUAUGAUUGAUGUAAAUUCUACUGUCUCACACUUCCAUAACCAACCUUCUUUUUUCUUUCCUUCUGUAACUGAUUUAAGAGCAGACGGUGUAAAAGUGAGCGAGCAGUAUGUUUUUAGUGUAUCUGCCAUCACUUUCAGACGCUUGUGUAUCUAAUUUAUAUGCUAAUAAUGUUUUCAUGGUAGUGGUUUACAGAA